CUGACCCGCGGAAAGAAGAAGCGUUGCGACGUUGGCGUUUCGAAAAUAUUUUGUUGGUAUGAAAGCAAUCAAGCCGGCCGGCAUGCGGAGUAUGUAACCGUUUUACCUAAUCUUUUGAUAUUCUAUAUUCGACUAGCAGAGGUUCAGUCAUACCCCUGCUAUCAGACACACUACCCGAACGAACCGCAGUGCAGAGUUCUUCACAGGACACAGAGCUAGAGAGCACGGGCAAAAUAGCUGAUAAUCGUUUUCAGGUGUUAUCGUUUUGGCGUGUCACAACCCUGGAGCUAGCUAGCUGGAGCUGACAAUUGCAGUGCAAGCCAUUGCAUGAUUGAAGCGUGCUAGUCCUGUGUUUGCAAGCGCCGACUGCACCAUGUAUCCCGAAGCGGUGGACGUUGCUGCUGCUAUAUCGGCCGGUGCAUCCGCGCCAGAGAUCAACGCCACCAGUUCUGGCUCCUGCACGGGAGCUAGUAGCGUCCUGGAGAAGAACGAGGCGACUCGGCACGCCCGUGCAGAGCCGGCGGGCGGUAGCAUCGACACCGCAUCCAUCAUCGCAAAGAGCCCGAGUCGUUUGCUCUCCGGCGGCACGACCGCACUGCGCGCCAACUCGUCUUCUGCAUACGGGAAGGGCGGCCGAGAGGAGGAUGGUUGUGACGAGCAAGAACGUGACGGUGUGGUGGCCGGAGCGGCGGGUGACGCAGGAGAAGAGGAUGACGGGCUGGACACAAUCCAAGCAUCGAGCAGUUCUGUCAGUCUCACGGGCAAGAAGAAAAGAAAGAAGAAAAAGCUGGGCAUAUGCCUCUCGCACUGCAAGUACGACAGUGUCAGGCGCUGUUCCACAGCACUAGGUAUGAAGGAGAUGUCGGAGGGUGAGGACUGGACGCUGCUUUGGAUGGACUGGGCGCCCACCAUGGACAGGGUCGGUGACAUGAAGAUGUAUCAGAAAGUCAACCACUUCCCCGGGAUGCAGGAGAUCUGUCGCAAGGAUAUGCUCGCUAAGAACAUGAACCGUCUCAGCAAGAUGUUCCCGAAGGACUACAACAUCUUUCCACCAUCCUGGUGCAUGCCACAAGAUUACGGUGAUUUCCAGGCAUUCUGCCGCACCAAGAAGAACAAGACGUUCAUCAAAAAGCCCGAUGCAGGCUGCCAGGGAAAAGGCAUUGUCGUCACAAGAAACCCAAAGGACAUUUCAACGAAGGACAACUGCGUAGUCCAGCAGUACCUGUCCAAGCCGUUCUUGAUCGACGGCUUCAAGUUUGACUACCGUAUUUACGUGCUGAUCACGUCGUGCGAUCCGCUGCGCGUGUUUGUCUACAAGGACGGACUUGCACGGUUCUGUACCGUCAAGUAUACCGAUCCAACACAGAACAACGUGGAUUCCGUCUGCAUGCACCUGACUAACUACGCUAUCAACAAGCACAGCACAAACUUUGUCCGUGAUGAUGACAGCGGCAGCAAACGGAGAAUCACCACUGUGGACAAGUGGUUUGAGAAUAACGGAUAUGAUAUCAAGAAGAUCUGGGGAGAUAUUGAGGACGUGAUCAUCAAGACCCUGAUCAGCUGUCACCCGAUCAUCAAGCACAACUACCGCUCUUGCUUCCCGAGCUUGGGCAUGCGGCACAGCGCUUGCUUCGAGGUGCUUGGCUUCGACGUUAUGCUGGAUCGCAAGCUGAAGCCAUGGAUCAUCGAGGUGAACCUGUCGCCGUCAUUCCACACCGAUGCCCCGCUGGACAAGGAAGUAAAGGAAGGUCUGCUGAACGACGCCCUGCAGCUGAUUAACCUGCACGGUAUAGACAAGAAGAAGGCACUGGAGGAUGAACGACGACGUAUGCGAGAGCGACUGCUCAGCCGCGGCAAGCCAAAAUCAGGGUUUUCUGUGGACGCCCAAACUCGCGCCGAGGAUGAGGCAUAUCUGGAGAAGUUCGAGGAUGCUCACCUUGGCGGCUACCGACGUAUUUACCCGCAGAACAACAAGGAGAAGUACGAGCACUUCUUUGAAAACUGCGGCUCCUUGUUCGGCGAAACAGCGGCCUAUCGGGCUAGGCAGGAAUGCGCAAGAGCACAGCGCGAGGAAAUCGAGGCCAAACUUCAGGAGAAGCAGCGCUGGAAGGACAAGCUGCAGCAUCGCUCCACCACUGUGGCAGCCAACCUCGGUGGCGCGGGUGUGCGGCGAAGUGACACCAGCGCUGGUGGUCGCCACGGCGUCAACAGCCUGCCGCGGCCGGAGAGUCCGCAGGGCCCGCGUCGCUUCCGCCAGUCCUACUCGGCCGGUGACCGUGACAACCACAUCAUGGCGACGGCUGCACAGCACGGUCAGCAGACGAGUGGGUCACUCGGACAGCGAGCAGCUGUUGAAAUGAAAACUGUUCCAUUCCCAGCAUCGGCACCGGCCACCGUACAUCCCGAUCACGAGGCAUGGCCUAUCGAUGAGGCGGCAGAGAAAGAGCGGCUGGACCUGCUGAAGAAGCGCGGAGAGAUCCUGACGGAUCUGCGCAUCGACGAGUAUGUCUACUGCCUCUUAGCAGCGGUGGGUAACCCCAUCGGUUUGGACACGUCCCUGGCCAUCCCAACCAACGCCGUGCGGACGGAUGCCGUUGUGCUGGACGCAAACAGCCACAGUAUGCUGUUACCCAUGCAGCGUAGAGGAAUAACCGCAGGCAACACAGUACCACUACCUGCAACUGUCACUGGACGACAGCAGCAGACAACAGCUUCCCGCGGCAUCACACCGCGCCGCACAUCAAAGCCGCCGGUUCACCACCAGCAGCCUGCCCUGCGCCAGAGUCCAAUGUCUUCCUCGCUGUCCGCUGGUGAUGCCCGUCACCCAAAGCAAUCACCGGCGCAUCGACAUCACCAAGCGCACCCUAACAACGCGUUGAUCACUGCAGACCCGACUGCCAUGCUGGCAGCCGACGUGCGCCGACCAAUCGCCACGACAACACAACAGCAACGGCACGCUCCCACCUCGCGCCGUGCACUCUCGUUCAGCCAGGAAGCACAGCAACAGCAUCGUGGCAUACAAGGAGCGGAGAGGGAGCAGAACACGGCAACAAGGGCGAAUGCCACAGCUAGCUUUGAAAGUCGAUAUUCCUCUCUAGCUGGAGAUGUUGCUAGCAACGGUAACGAUGGGAACGCACGGUUACGGAACUCUUUGCCAGAGCCGUCGCCGUCAAUUCACUUCCAGCCGCAGGGCACUGCAUCAUCAUCAGUAGCAUCAGGAGGACUGAUGGUGCAGCAUUCUUUGCCGACGACGCUGACAAGCAGUAGUGGAGCGCUGGCAACAACACUGCCGCUCACGCAUCACCACCAGUCCAGCAUACCGACCACGGCCAGCCAGCACAUACUGGCACACGCUUCGUCGGUCACCUCCACGUUCCUGCCGCAGAACCUCACCAUCAGUGGACUGGGUAUCGCCGCAGAGCAGCGCAACGGUAGUGGUACUGGCAGCAGUGGUUCUACGGCAUCCAGAUCGCAAAACCCGCGCACCGGCGGCUUAUUACAACGCCCCACGGCCAUGGCACCGCCGGCGGCAUCGGCGUUUGCAGAUCCUUACGACGGCUCUCAACGCCACCUGACUGGGAUGUCUGCUGAUCGAUCAUCUGCCGCGGCACGAGCGUCGCAUCUGUCCUCGUCCAGCCGCGGCAAUGUACACCAUCUGCAGUCCAUCUCCUCGAGCUGAUGUACGCGUCUGUUAGGAACAGCUGUGUGCGCUUCCUCUGAAAUGAUCUGAGGCACCAUGGCAUCCACAAAAUUUAUGGUAUUGCUGUACCCGGCGCAGGAUGGCUGGAGGGAAACGAAGCAAAGCAGCAGCGGAGGCAAGAGGUUUGAAAAAUAUCACUGCCGCCCCUGGAAUGCUAUAUCAAAGCCUCUCCUCCAUUUUCGUCCCAUGCGGUCCGGAAGAUUCCUGGUGCUAAUAUCUAUCACACAACCCAAGUCAGGUAACAUAGCCUGAUUUCUGUACGUGCAACUUACUCCCUAGAGAACGUGCUGUAUAUUUGAUCUAUCCUUAUCUGUCCAUGUACUUCAAGUAGUAUGCAUUUACGUUUGGUUUUGUCUAUUUCGCCAUGUAGCAUCGUGCCUUUACAUUUGGACAUUCUUGAUCUUGUUGUUCUUUAACCCGCUAUUCUGUUUCUGUAGAGGACACCGGUAUGCUGAUCGACUUGUUCGAUAUCUAUAGUGCGACUUAUGAUUUUCAUGUUAUAUGCCUUGCUUGAUCCGCUUCCUCUGAAUCACUGGGAAUGAAUUCUCCGUCUUCCUUCACCCAUUUGCCGACCGUCCCCAAGUCUUUUUGUCCGGCACAACUAACUUGUAACAUGAUCACCUUCUCAGAAUUUAUAUGAUAUUAUCCAGCUUUUCUGUACAUAUCCAUCUGUCGUCCGUCGGAAAUUUUCUCAUCUCGUUCAGAUUGAUUUGUGCAGAUUGAUGAUGUACGCCCACAGACUGCAGGACUUUGCAGUGUUGAUCAUUGUCGUGUUGUGAACAACAGACACAGAAUGUUAUCCUUGUCGUGUUUUCCGUCUUCGUUCCACUGA
Sycon ciliatum is the source of this 4532-nucleotide messenger RNA. RefSeq names its product tubulin polyglutamylase TTLL6-like. Gene Ontology annotation, cellular component: cilium. Gene Ontology annotation, molecular function: tubulin binding; tubulin-glutamic acid ligase activity. The transcript has 16 exons. The coding region runs from base 374 to 3679 and encodes 1101 amino acids. Lineage: Eukaryota; Metazoa; Porifera; Calcarea; Leucosolenida; Sycettidae. Gene Ontology annotation, biological process: microtubule cytoskeleton organization; protein polyglutamylation. The record is from RefSeq and is a predicted model, not a curated record.